AUGAGCUUGACAGCUUUCCAAGACAACAAGAGCAAGCUGUGCAAGCUGCUCCAACAGCUAUUGAAGAGAUCCUUGGCUCUUGACGAUGUCAGGUGGGCACACUUUUCGAAGCAGGGUUUGUUCCUCGCUUCCGUGGAAGUGCCCGCCUGUGGUCUAGUAACCGAAGGUUCCGCGUGCAAGACGAAAAAGGAGGCAGAACAGAGUGCAGCUGGCGAUGCUUUGAGGCUGCUUGAGCGAAGCAAUGUGACCGCGACAGGCAGCACCAGCAAGGCCAACGAGAUAGAGCCAGUGGGACCUUUGUCAUUGCCAUGUCAAGAGAAUACUCAGGGCGAGCGCUCGCUGUGCAUACUCCUUCCAGGUGCAAGUGGUUUAUCGUCAACAGAUCCUGGCAGAUGUGCAAGGCCAGAACUGCGUCGACAAGCAGCUUGCGAAGCAAGACGCCGCGUGGCAAGCAUGCCAAGCCUUGGUCCGGGCCAGGGUGAAGAGCACUGA
Molecule: messenger RNA, 492 nt
Organism: Durusdinium trenchii
Lineage: Eukaryota; Dinophyceae; Suessiales; Symbiodiniaceae
Source: the annotation of a GenBank genome assembly